Durusdinium trenchii is the source of this 1332-nucleotide messenger RNA. The record is from the annotation of a GenBank genome assembly. Lineage: Eukaryota; Dinophyceae; Suessiales; Symbiodiniaceae.
CAGACUUGCGUGACAGGGCUUGAAGCAGCACUGCAAGAGUGUCAUGUAGGUAUGCUGUUCACAAACCAUCUCAGUUAUGUUGGAUCAAUGGGUGGUAUUCCCACAGCUACUCUCGAAGCGAACGUUGGUUCCGAAGGAACAUGUUUCUUCACAUUUGGGACGAUCAAGAAGGGCCAAGAUUCUUCAGAGUCUUUCCGUGGUGGCAGUUUGGAAUUGGGACUCCUUUGCGCGUUCGAUACACAGCACAGAUCAGUCCAAGGAUUUUGCAGGUUCACAGCUGCCUGAACUUGGAAUCACGGGAAUCCGCGAGAGAGCCGCAGUAUCUGGAAAUCUGAAUGGCGAUCCUUGGGAGAGCCUAUAUAAAGGAACGACUGGUGACGACUGGGAGAGCCUCUUUUCUUACAUUCCCUACUUUUGGUAACUGGUGAGAUGCGAGUCGGAGGAAAAAGCAGGAAUCAAGACAUGAAGGGCCAGGUUGAUCAAUCAUCAAGACAGUACAAAGACUUGAGAGUCUACUGCAAUGCCCUGCUAUUUUCUGCUUGCCACUGAUUUCAGGUUUAUGAUCAAUGUGAAUCAAUGACUUACAUGGGUAGAGGUGACAUGGGUAGAGGUGACCUGGUCAGUGACCCGUGGGGAGUACUGAUGGCCUUCAUCUGUUCGCACGAGACCCAAUUUUGCCACUAGCUGGAGCUUAGGAGGGAGUAUCCAUAUUCUCCUUUAAUCCGGGAGCAAUGAGCAAAGGAGCUGCGGGGAGAUCCUAACCAUUCCUAACCACUUGCUAGUUAAAAUCCGGGACAAGGUGAGGAACCAGAGUGACCUGAAUAAACCAGAAAAAGCGACCCAAAUUCACUCCUGCAAGAUUGCCAUGCUCGAAUCACGAAUCGGGAGGUUUUGAUGAGUGACCCUGAGCAUUCAAAAGUUUUUCAGACUGGUUCACAUCCAAACAUGAGACUCAAGUGACUGUAUAUCUUUGGACAGUUCUUCGGAGCGGUUGAGCCUUUCGAAGACCCCAAACCCUUUCCAUUGUCCACAUUCCAGCCGUUGACCCGUUUCACGCGGGCGGCUUUUUCCGGACCGUCCGAGCUCGUCGCUCGACCGGAGGAACCCCGACCGACCGGACCAGCCGCGCCCGACGACGCGCCACCUGGCGCAUCGGACUGAGACGAAGUCGUGGCCUUCGUUGCGGCCGUAACCCCCUUGGCGCCCUUGGCCGCUGCUGCCUUCACAGGAGAGCGGCAGAGCCGUGUGAAAGCGACCAGGGACCGAGCAGAGCGCCUCCGCCGCUCAUCACACAACCCCCACCGCCGAGGACAUUUCCAAACGCAUGGGCCG